ACCCCGUGACAGCCGGACGCGGCCUCUCCUCCCGGGCCGGCGCCGAUCCGGAGCGACGCCGCUUCCCCGCGCCAUGCAGCACAGCUCGGCGCCCGCCGUGCUGGUGACCACCAGGCAAAUUCAGAAUACGCACACAGGACUGGAUUUGUCAGUGCCGGAAUACAAGGAAAUCCAUGGGAAGAUGAUGUCUGGCCAUGUAGAGUAUCACAUUGUCGUUGUUACCCGACUGGCUGCCUUCAAAUCAGCAAAGCACAAGCCUGAAGAUGUAGUUCAAUUUAUGGUUUCCAAGAAGUACAGCGAGAUAGAGGAGCUCUACCAGAGACUGGCAGCACGAUAUCCACAGGUUUCUCUUCCACUCUUGCCUAGAAAAGUUCUCUUCGUGGGGGAAUCUGACAUCUGUGAACGAAGAGCUAUGUUCAAUGAUAUCAUGAAAUUCAUCUCAAAAGAUGAGGAUCUAGCAACAAGUCCUGAGUUACUGGAAUUUUUAGGAACAAAAUCUACUAGUGCCAUUGACUUCAAGGGUAAAAACAUUCCUGAUGACAAGGAGAAAGAAGACGAAGAAAAUGAGGCACUGGAUUUUUUCAAAGAGGAGACAACACCUGACUUAAUCUCACAGCUUUCAUCGGUGGAAAAUGCCAAAAAAGGGGAGAAAAAAGAAGAGGAAGAGGAGGAAGAAGAGGAAGAAGAUUUAGACCCUCUUGGUAUAAUCAGAACUAAAAAAACAAAGAAGGCAUCUGCUCCUCCAACCAAGGAAGAAAAGCCCAAAUUAACCAUUUUUGAAGAGGAAGUAGAUCCUGAUGAAGGACUCUUUGGCCCAGAAAAAGAUUUCUCAUCAACUGGUCCCAGGAAGAAGAUGAAAGAGAAUCUGAAAUUAUUUGAAGAUCCAGACCUUGGUGGGGUGGUAAGACUGGGUGACUCACUACUGCUGCCAGCUGCCUGUAAGAACACGGAGUAUGUGCUGAACACGGGUCCUGACGAGGACACUGAGGAACUGCUGAGAGUUGAAGAUGAUUUAGAGAAACUCUUGAAAGUAACCUCCAAACCAAAACCUAAGGUACCAUCAAAACCACCACUGCCUCAGAAGCCAGCAGUUGCCCCCAGGAGCACUAAUUCAUCUCCACUGGCAAAGCCAAAGGAAAACAGGAUUCAGACAAUGAAUGAAGUUGACAUUCUCCAGUAUAUCCAGGAAAAUGAAUCUAUCAACAACCAAGAUGCAAGUCUUUUUUGAACAUAUGUAUUUUUAAAAUGUAAUGAUGCCUUCUUGGCCCAAACUCCUGGUGAGCUCAAGUGACGGUAGCAAGAGUUGACCAGAUGUCUUUACUGUCACAGUGCUCAUUUGUGUACCAUGAUAUAGAGAGCCGCAAGUUUGACUAGCAGAGGCUCAACAUGAUGUUUUCAAAACAGUGCAGUUGUGGUAUAAUGUUGCCUUAGAUUUUCAGGAUAUUACAGGGAAUGUGGACAAGGACAUAGCACUACAGAUGGUCUACUUUAGGAUCAACAUAGUACAGUUUCGGCCAGUUUAGUCCUGAUUGAAAAUGGUAAGCGUGCUGCACACAUGGCAACUGUGAAUAGUGUCCAACAAAUGGUCUGAGGCAGGACAGGAUGUUGUUCCUGUCAUUUUAGACAGUGUAUUUCAGCUCACCGGAAAGGUCAUUUUCCUUUUAUCCUGUGCAUUUUUGUAGAAGCCCUUUGCUCCCUGACUGGUAUUUCAGUAAUUUAUAACCAGGAACUGUUAAGUAUAGGUAACAGUUCCUCUGUAGUUCAGAGAAACACUGAAAUCCCAGCUAAGCCUGACAAUCUGCUGCCUUUGUUGUUGCGCAAAUGCCAACUUGUAAGAGAACUUGUAGGACUGCAAGUACUAGACGCUAUGCAUCUCUGGCCCCUGGGGAGAAUAGCGAAUGACUGAAGAUGGCUAAGAGUGCAGCUCCAGACACAGGCAGAGGUUGCAGUGUGUAGGAGGUUUGGAUGCUGUAGGACUCUUGUGAACCUACUCAAGAUUGACAAGGGCUAAUGUUUUCCAGCCAAGUCUUCCUGGGCUUCCACUGUAGUUAGUGGAGAGAAAGAUUUCUCCAGGAGGUGAUUCAGUGCAGGUGUCCUAACGGAGGAACUCUGAAUUGCUCUCUGGAGUCACUCAUUCUCUCUUUCUCCUUCCCUUCUCCCAGAACUUAAAGAAGAAGCCAUGGUGAUUAAUUCCACUAAGCUAAAAUGAGGGUUUUUGAUAAAACAGUGGUCUGUUCAUUACUAUGGCGAUGGUUGAAAGAAGGGAGGACAAACUUGGGAUUAUCCAGAGGAAAAAAUAGGAAGAAAAUAUACUGGAGAAAUUUUAAUAUGCAGGAAAAGACAAACAUGGUAGAACAAGCAUCCCAGACUACCCUUCUUCUUCCCCGGCUCAGGCACUCUGGUUGAACAUGCUGAAUUUACAUCUAGUGUAGGUUGAUUCCUGCUGUCAUGUAGAAAGAGAUUCCUGAACUCAUUCCAUGUGUGUUCUAUCCAGAUGUGAAGACAAGCUCCCCAGAGGGAAAUUAUUAAUAUAUUUAAGCCAUAUCACUAUCCCCAAAUUUGCCUUUCUAAUAUAGAACAAAAUAAAUAGAAAGCAUUAUAUAUAUAUUUUUAAUAAUGAAAUUAUCUCUAUUAGUAUUUCCUUUUUAAGCCAAUGGAAAAUAUGAUAAAGGUAUUUUGGUUUGAUGGGACAGAUAAAACAUAACCAUUGGCUCUCAUCUAUGUACAGUAUGUUUCAGUAUAAUAAAACAUUU
Gymnogyps californianus (California condor) is the source of this 2753-nucleotide messenger RNA. It is a transcript of the gene HS1BP3, whose product is annotated as HCLS1 binding protein 3. Bases 74 to 1228 code for a protein of 384 amino acids. The record is from RefSeq and is a predicted model, not a curated record. Gene Ontology annotation, molecular function: phosphatidylinositol binding. The transcript is spliced from 7 exons. Lineage: Eukaryota; Metazoa; Chordata; Aves; Accipitriformes; Cathartidae.